CUCCAUCCGCUGCUCUGUUUUUUCUUCCUUCCUCUCUACACACAGUUAACACCAUUGUUUUUGUCAUCUCUUCUUACUUUCAUGUCAAUUCCAACCGAGUGGGAUCAUAAUAGUUUUGCUUAUAUCGAGCGAUGACCCUGCAUAUGGAGAAAGGUGGAAUAAGUAUAUCAGCAAGACGGUUCCUCUGGAAACUGAGCUACUUACAACGAAAAUGCAUAUUCUCUGUUCUUUCUGUUGGUAGACUCCCUACUCACAUUUCCUUCAUAAUGGAUGGAAAUAGAAGAUAUGGAGAGCAGCGAAACCUUAAAGAGGGGGCAGGACACAAAGCUGGGUAUUUGGCCCUCAUGCUCAUGGUUAUUUACUGCUGUGAACUGGGGAUAAAAUAUAUAACAGCCUACGCCUUCAGCAUCGAUAAUUUCAAGCGUGGGCCUGACAAAGUUCAAUAUAUCAUGGAUCUGAUGCUGGAGAAGAUCGAACUAGAAUUAAGUAAAAAAGAUAGCUUAUUUAGCCGCUAUGGAGUCAAGGUUCAUUUCUCAGGGAACAUGGAACUCUUAAGCGACCCCAUUAAGGAUGCAGCCAAGAGACUGAUGGUGGCUACCGCCAACAACUCUAAUACUUUGCUCACAGUCUGCUUUGCCUACACUUCCAGGAAUGAAAUCCUACAUGCUAUUCAAGAAACUUGUCAAGAAAAGCUGGCUCAGAUUCAACUUCAGGAGUCGAUUUCAGAAGGGAGGAUCAGCAUGUGUAAUCCGGGGCAGGGCAACCACGUUUUAAAGUUAGCAGAUAUUGAGAAGCACAUGUACAUGGCAAUUGCACCUGAUCCUGACAUUAUAAUUCGUACUUCAGGUGAAAAUCGGCUGAGUAAUUUCCUGCUGUGGCAAAGUGCUAAUAGCUGUUUGAUUUCUUUCUCUCAGCUUUGGCCUGGGAUUAGUUGUUGGCAUCUGGUUUGGGCGGUUUUGAACUUCCAGCGAAACCACUAUUAUUUGGAGAAGAAAAAAAAGAAGCAAAUAUGAAUACGAUCCUUACCGUACGAUAAAACUCCUGAUGUUCUUUCCGUUUUCGUUUUUGGUGGCUAAGCUUUUCCUUUCUCUUUGUGUUUUCUCAAUAAUCUGAUCCCAGAGAAAUAUGAAGAGUAAUAAAAUUGCAAUUAUUUUGCUUAUGAGCGAAAUAAAUU
This is a messenger RNA of Theobroma cacao (cacao), 1174 nucleotides long. The record is from RefSeq and is a predicted model, not a curated record. Lineage: Eukaryota; Viridiplantae; Streptophyta; Magnoliopsida; Malvales; Malvaceae.